UAAAUAUUGUGGCACUACUGUUUUGUGAGGGUCAUAUAAAAAGUGAUUGUAAGUCUGACGUUGAAGGUGUACGUAGGCGUGUACAAUGACUCAGUAUGAACUAUAAAAACUGUGGAAAGACAGGAACAGGCAAGUCACAAAGUAACAGCAUGGAGAAGUCUAAUGUUCUACGAGAAGGAUUCUUGGUCAAACGGGGCCAUCUUGUUCAAAAUUGGAAGGCACGAUGGUUCAUUUUGAUGCCUGACAAACUGCUGUAUUAUAAAUAUGAAGGAGGGAGAAGGGAUUCCAGUCAAAGAGGGAAAAUACUGUUAAAAGGGUGCCAGAUCACAUGCCCUUUUCUGGAAUAUGAAAAUCGACCGUUGGUUUUGAAGAUUGUGACAAAGACUGGUGUGGAGCACUUUCUAGAGGCAUGUUCACGGGAGGAGAGGGACGUUUGGGCAGCAGACAUUAUGGCUGCAGUGGAGAGGCUGAACUCAGAGCACAGUGGGACAGUGGACACUGUCCCUGAUCCAGAAGAGAUGAGGCUGCACCAUAUUGAUCUGAGUAAAGUGCUGGACUCCAUGUACGAUGUCCACAGUGGGAUAAACAUGAGCUGUCACAUGGAGCAGGGAAACACCUACAAGAACUGCUUCUCUGGCUCUGCGGUGGUGGACUGGCUGGUGUUCAUGCAGUUCUCCCUGUCCCGGGUGGAGGCAGUGACUCUGGCCUCAGCUCUGCUGGAGGAGGGCUUUCUGCGCACUGUGGGUCUGAGGAGCUCUGAGGCACUCAGAACAGCCGGACCCAGCCAACAGCUCAUCGACGACUCUACCGCCCUCUACAGCUUUAGUGACAGCCUGAAGAAGCGUGGCAGUGUGAAAGCUGAGACGUCUCUGUCAGCUGUGGAGCUCAGCGGGAAAGUGGUGAAGAGAGGCUACCUGCUCAAACAGGGACACAGAAGGAAAAACUGGAAAGUGCGACUGUUCGUGCUGCGUUCAGAGCCGGCCUUCCUCCACUACUAUGACCCCACCAGAUAUGACAUCAGCCCAGUCGGAGGAUUCUCACUCAGAGGCUGUUUAGUGUCUGCACUGGAGGACAAUGGAGUUCCCUCAGGUGUAAAAGGCAACAUUCAAGGAAACCUGUUUAAAAUCAUCACUCAGUCGGACACUCAUUACUUCAUCCAGGCUCCAACACAUCAGGAGAAGAUGGACUGGAUCGACGCCAUCAGAGAACAAACAUAAACAAAAACAACAAGAAAACAUACUGUAACAUUUCAGCUUCCCGUUAUUGGUGACAUUUUGAGGACUUUUCAUUAUUCACACAAUGUUUUGUUUAAAGUUGUUAUUUGAUAUGGCGGCGGUCCUAAGUUUUCAACAUCCUGAUACUCAUGGAUUCACAGGGUUUGGCACAAAGUUUAUCCAAAGUAGCACUGCUUAUUUAUAGAAUCCCAGAUUAUCUUGAAAUAUGAGCACUUUUUGAUGAUAUCUAUU
This is a messenger RNA of Periophthalmus magnuspinnatus, 1466 nucleotides long. RefSeq names its product pleckstrin 2 (gene plek2). The transcript has 9 exons. Lineage: Eukaryota; Metazoa; Chordata; Actinopteri; Gobiiformes; Gobiidae. The record is from RefSeq and is a predicted model, not a curated record. Gene Ontology annotation, cellular component: plasma membrane. Gene Ontology annotation, biological process: actin cytoskeleton organization; intracellular signal transduction. Bases 96 to 1217 code for a protein of 373 amino acids.